Arthroderma uncinatum is the source of this 1914-nucleotide messenger RNA. RefSeq lists its product as uncharacterized. Gene Ontology annotation, molecular function: quinone binding; primary methylamine oxidase activity; copper ion binding. Gene Ontology annotation, biological process: amine metabolic process. The transcript is spliced from 4 exons. Lineage: Eukaryota; Fungi; Ascomycota; Eurotiomycetes; Onygenales; Arthrodermataceae. The record is from RefSeq and is a predicted model, not a curated record. Bases 1 to 1914 code for a protein of 637 amino acids.
AUGGCGUUUCCUCACCCGCUUGAUCAGCUACGAGAGCCAGAGAUCCUGAUCGCCAGGGAUGUCGUUAUUCAAGCCUGGCCGGGGGAAACCAUCCACUUCCGAUCCAUGUAUCUACAGGAGCCGAGCAAGUCAUCUUUGAAGCGGUUUCUCGAAGCAGAGCAUGCAGGGAAUCAAGAUGCUGCGCUCUGCCCACCACGAACGGCGUUUAUGCAGUACGAUGUGCUCCAUGCCGAUAAGACAUACGAAUAUGUCGAAUCAACCGUGGAUAUUGCCUUAAAAAAAGAGUUAGACCGUGAAAUUUUUGACUGCACGAGGCAAGCCCCUUUAACCAUGGAAGAAAUGAAAUGGUUCUACGAGGUCUGCAAUGCCUCACCCAUAUUUCAAGAAGCAGUGGCCAAAUUCAAGCUCCCUGAAGGAUAUCAAGUAGAGAUCGACCCUUGGCCCUAUGGCGGAUUGGAUCCGAAGGAUCCGGAUAUUCGUUAUAUCCAGGCCCUUUGCUUUGCGAAAGACCACAGGAACGGGAAUUUGGACUCGAACCACUACUCUCACCCACUUCCCAUCAUACCUGUCAUGGAUAUUCACAAAAAGGAGAUUAUCAGAAUAGAUAAGCUUGCAACUGGCGGGACUGACGAUGGGAUAGCGUAUGAUACAUAUUCGUUAAGCCCCGCCGAUCAUUGUCGCGCAAGUGAGUAUAUACCCGAGUUAAUGGAUAUCAAGCUUCGCACCGACCUCAAACCUUUGAAUGUCAUUCAGCCAGACGGUCCGUCCUUCAAGGUAGGCAAUGGGAAUCUUGUUGAGUGGCAGAAAUGGAGAUUCCGUGUUGGGUUCAACCCUCGUGAAGGUGUCACCAUUCAUGACGUACAUUACGAUGGCAGAAGCACAUUCUAUAGGCUGAGUAUUUCUGAAAUGACAGUCCCAUAUGGGGACCCUAGGCCACCGUUUCAUCGGAAGCAGGCCUUCGAUUUUGGUGACGGCGGUGCUGGUCGUGCAGCAAACAAUCUGUCUCUAGGAUGUGAUUGUCUAGGUGCGAUCAAGUAUCUAGAUUUUGUCUCCAUCGACCCUUCUGGGAACCCUUCGGUAUCAAGGAAUGUUAUCUGCAUCCACGAGCAGGACAGUGGUAUCGGGUGGAAACAUACGAAUUUCCGCACUGACAGAGCAGUCGUCACUCGUUAUCGCGAGCUAGUCGUCCAGUUCGUCAUCACCCUUGCAAAUUAUGAGUACAUUUUUGCAUAUAAAUUCGACCAAGCUGGUGCCAUCACUCUCGAAACACGAGCGACUGGAAUUCUCUCGGUCGUGAAUAUUGACCCUGGAAAGACAUCUCCAUGGGGCAACGUCGUCUCGCCUGGAGCUCUCGCGCAGAACCACCAGCACAUUUUUUGCGCAAGGAUUGAUCCUGCAAUUGAUGGAGACAAUAAUACUGUGUUCCGCGAACAAUCACUCCCCAUGGCUCUCGACCCGAAGACUAACCCGUACGGUAACGGGUAUAAAGUAGUGAGCGAACCAGUCACCAAAUCAACAGGUUUCAACGCAAGUCCCGAGAACAAUCUCAUUGUCAAAAUAUCCAACACCAACAUCUUAAACCCGAUUUCCGGGAAACCUGUCUCGUACAAGUUCACGCCACCACCUACCCAGCUCAUCCUCGCUGACCCUCGUUCCAUCGUUGCCCAACGCGCUCAAUUCGCGAAGCAUCAUGUCUGGGCCACGGCAUAUAAGGAUCCCAAUUCCGAUGUUGUCCUUUGGUCUGUCUUUGCAUUCACGCAUAACCCCCGCGUGGAGGACUGGCCAGUCAUGCCAAUGGAGAAGAUCGAGCUCCAGUUCAGACCAGCGGAUUUUUUCAAUAGAAGUCCAGCAUUGGAUGUCCCUGGUUCUCAAAAUAUGACCAGUGUUCGUGUCGGGGAAGACGAAUGUUGCUGA